AUGGCGCCCACAAAGGCCCUUCCAGAGAAUAGCGAAGCUCCAAGCCGAAAGGGGGCUGGGGUUGAUGGGCCCGGGCUAGUGACACUAGAUCACUGGCCCAAAGCUAGCCUAGCCCCUCCAAAGGGCGAGCAAGCGAAGCCUAGUCGAAAUGAUGAAGCGCUGCAGAAAUCACCCGAGCCAGCUAGCGACGACACCAGGGAAGAAGACCUCUUUGAAAACAGAAGUGAGAAGCGGUCGGACGAGGAUGAAGACCCUCGCACCGAGUGCUCUGGCUGGGAAGAUACCAGAACCGAAGCAAGGAGAAAUCUGAACGCAGGAUGUCGGACGAGAAACAGGAGCCCUAUCCCGGUGCCUCGUACGAAUCGCAAGCAGUUGCCCCGUAGUCGCUCUCGGAGAGGCGAAACGGAAGAGGCACGGGAACAGCGCGAGAAGGACAAGAAACGACAGGUGAUUGAAGCCGGAGUCUUGCGCGAUUGGGAUAAAAAGGGCAUUGCCGAGAGAACUGAAACCUCAAAGCACACUGCAAUGAAAUCUAGGAAAGCCGCACCGAACAAUGAAGAUCGGCCCCGAGGUCAAGCUCAAAAAUCGGCGGAUGAUGAAGCAAGUCUAGGGCACGUUUCUGUCCCUUCGUGUCCUGAUGAAGUCCGGCCGCAAUUAGCGAAGGCGACCAAAAUCGCAAAGCCAUCUGGAACCCAACCAAAUGAUGCCAAGGAAGAUUCGGCAGGCAAAGGGAAUCCAAAAGGCAGUGCUGCAGGCAAGAAACCUUCCGAACAUCAUAAAGAAAAGGAAGCACCUCCAAAUGCAACGAGGAUUCCCGGCGAGCAGAAAAAUUCUCCAGUCCCUCUAUCGUAUCUCGACCUCAUCGAACCACUCAUGGGGUGGUUAGGUGCUCUGCUCAGCAGAGAUCCCAUUGCGGCCAUGGGCAUGGUUCCGGCGGUUCUAGACAUAGUAGAAAGACUCAAGUCGCAAGAGAAGCAAAAACCUGACGACGGGCUCGCGGUCGCGCUUGCAAUGCAACAAUCGAUCCUGGAAGGGUCGCCAAAGGAGGCUCCAGCUGAACGGCCCGGCCAGUGUCAACCCGAGAUUUCGACAACAAGACUUCCAGCGGCAGCACUGAACAGACACAGGGCUGGGCUCUCAACUGCUGUAGCGCCAAAAAGCCGUGAGCAGCCUGAAGUUAAUAAAAAGGGAAAAGGCAAAAAGCGCGGAAGUGAUGACGAAGAGACGGGGAACGAAAGUCCACCGAAGAAGACCAAAUGCGAGCUAAAACCACCUGCGAAGGCACCAGAGAACAAAAAGAGCAACAAAUGCAUCCCGGCCGCACAGAAUACGCCGCUCCCGGUCUACGAAGUCAGCUCUGCGGAGAGUUUUAGCUCUGCGGAGAGUUUUAGCUCUGCGGAGAGUUUUAGCUCUGAGGUGUCCUUUUAA
Molecule: messenger RNA, 1428 nt
Organism: Mytilinidion resinicola
Lineage: Eukaryota; Fungi; Ascomycota; Dothideomycetes; Mytilinidiales; Mytilinidiaceae
Exons: 3
Coding region: 1-1428 (475 amino acids)
Source: RefSeq, a predicted model, not a curated record